Molecule: messenger RNA, 2647 nt
Organism: Prorocentrum cordatum
Lineage: Eukaryota; Dinophyceae; Prorocentrales; Prorocentraceae
Source: the annotation of a GenBank genome assembly
AUGGCGGGCCGCGACGCGGCGCCGUGCGCCAGCUCGGACGCCGAGGCCGAGGCCCCGCCGCGGCGCCACGGGCGCUGGGCGCCGGCGGCGCGCGCGCGGGCGCUGCUGGGGGGCGCGCUGCUGCUGGGCCUCGCGCUGCUCGCGGCCGCGGGGGCGGCGCCUCGGGGUGGCGGGGCGGCGCCUCGGGGCCAGCCGCUGGAGCACCUCGCCCUCCUCAGCGAGACGGAGGAGAGGGAGCCGCCCAUGCCUGUCCACGCCUUUGUGGACAGGUACGACGCGUCCUGGGGGCCCCUCCGCUUCGGCAGCGCGGGGGACUUCGACUGCCGCGCGUGCGUCUGGGGAGUGCGCGUGGUGUUCGACCAGGACGUGGAGCUCCGGGCGGAGCUGGAGGGCUCCACGGGGGCCCCGGGCCAGGCCGGCGGCUUCCAGUUGGUCCCCAACGCGUCCCCUGGGCUGGACCGCUUUCCCGUGGCGCUGCAGCUCAGCGGGGUCCACGGCAACACCGUGCAGCUGAACUUCACGAUCAAGGUGGGCGCCCUCGGGGUCCCGAGCCCCUGGCCAGGCAGGCUGCAGUACGGCGAGGCCGCGUCCCUCGUCGGCAUCGCCACGGGGGAGCCCGUGCCAAGGCUCAGCCUCGAGGUUCCCCUCGGCGACGGCAGGGAGGAGCUCCGGCAGCUGCAGCUGGCAGACAGGAAGGCUUGGGACAUUUUCUCCGAGAGGUCGCCACGAGGGCGGUCCGGGAAGGAGGCCUACGUCAAGGGGAGCGGCGUGGCCAUCCUGCUUGCAGGCACCCUCGUCCGCUACUUCCCCAACCUGGACAGGCACGUCGUCGCGCCGCUGGCACGGCAGGGCUACACGGUGGACGUGUACCUCAGUCUCAGCGUUGAGGGCUACGACUCCUGGCGCUCUUGGGGGAACCUCUUUGUCAUGCACCCUGCGUACCACGGCAAGAGCCUGGACGAAGUUAAGGGUAUGAUCAUCGAUGGGUUACGCGAUAGCGGGGCCAACGCCGGAGUCGUCAGGAUGCCCACGCAGGUCAUCCUGACCUCGAAGGGCCAAGCCUUCCAGGACCACGGGAAUUGGUGGACGUCAAUUGACAAUCAUCGGGACCUCGAGCAUGGCCAGGCCACCAGAGGCAACGCCGCAAAGCUGUACCAAGAGCUGGGCGAACUCUGGACGCUCGCGAAGGAGGCCGAGAUCCGGGCGAGCGAGAGCUACAAGUACGUGGUGAUCCUGCGGGACGACUCGAACUGGCUCUUCGACUUCGACCUGGACAGGCUGCUGAGCGUGGGCGGCCGCGUGGCGCUCGACGGCGGCGCCGGCCGCGCGCUGGGGCAGAUGUGCGGCCACCCGGGGGAGCCCCGCAUCUGCGACUACGCGUUCGUCGCCGAGCGGGAGGUGGCCGAGCCGUUCGGCUCCCUCUACCGGCUGAUGACGGACCCCGCCAGCAUGGGCGUCGCCCUGGACCCGCAGGCCGAGACCGUGCUCGAGAGCGAGCGCUACAUCUACCAGGUGGUGCAGGCUUUCGACAUCCGCUUCGAGCAGGUCCCCACCGCCCUGAUCCCCUUCGAGCGCUGCGGCCGGCUGAACGUCUCGGGCAGUACCGUCGUGUGCCGGCACAAGCCCACGGACCUUUCGUACAACGGCGUGCCCAAGCUGGGCGUCGACGCUAUGAUCCCAGCCGCAUGUGAGGAUAUGGUGAAGCCGUGGUGCUGCACCAGUACGACAUCCCGCGCCUCGCGCCUCGCGCUGCAGGCCAAGGAGGCCGAGCUCGAGGAACACCCCGUGCGGCUUGCCGAGGCCGCGGGCCGCAGCGUGGAGGAGGCGCGGCAUACGCUAGAGGAGCUCGUGGAUUGGGCCGUUGCUGAGGAGCCCGUUCUGGGACGCCUGAGGUCGUUCCACGGUUGCCCCGAGCGGGCCGUGCUGGAGGACGCCACAGCGUGCCUCCGGUGGACGGACGGCCGACGUGCGGCCGGGGCCCCGCCGCCGCUGGGGGCCCGGGCGAUGGCGGGGGCCCGCUUCACGCGGAGGGUUGCCGAGCCGCGCGGGCCAACCGUGCCCAACCAGACCCUGCGCGCCUGGGUCUUGACGCAGGUGGUCGCGGGUGUUGAUGCGAACGACAGGCUGACCGCUCUGCCUCAGGCGCAGCAAGUCGUCACGAAUGUGGAGAUGCUAUUCGGGCUGACGGCCACGCUGGGGCGCGCGAGGAUCAACGGGGCAGGACGUAAGAUGCCGGAACCGCCGCUCGUGGUAUCACGAGAGUGCUACAUGCUGGACCGAGCGUCGAUUCAGACGGGCUUCGGUUUGUCGCAGAAGGUUGCGAAUUUCGAGGCGGAUUACUUUCCGACGAGGUGCGACGACGCGGGGCUGGCGGUAGUCCACGCGCAGAUGUCCGUGGAGGCACCCCACGCGAUCUCCGCGUUCUCGAUCUGGGCGAUCUCCGUGGAGCGGUUCGAGGAGAAGGAGAAGGGCGGUUGCGACUCGCCGUCGAGGCGGGUCACCUUCGUGAUGCUCACGUCGCCCGCCGUCUCCAGCACGGCCCCCGCGACCGCCACCGGCCACGCCAACGGCCACGCCAACCGCGCGGCGCGCAACGACCAAGGCAACGCACCACGAGAAGCUGGUCAAGAUGGAGGUUCAGGCCCAG